Molecule: messenger RNA, 2976 nt
Organism: Gamsiella multidivaricata
Lineage: Eukaryota; Fungi; Mortierellomycota; Mortierellomycetes; Mortierellales; Mortierellaceae
Product: P-loop containing nucleoside triphosphate hydrolase protein
Exons: 7
Coding region: 1-2976 (991 amino acids)
Biological process (GO): mRNA splicing, via spliceosome
Cellular component (GO): U2-type catalytic step 2 spliceosome; cytosol; U4/U6 x U5 tri-snRNP complex
Molecular function (GO): GTPase activity; translation elongation factor activity; GTP binding
Source: RefSeq, a predicted model, not a curated record
AUGGAUGAGUCAUUGUACGACGAUUUCGGCAAUUACAUUGGCCCUGAUCUCUCAGACGAGGAAGAGGACGAUGAGGAGGAAGAGUUUCAACAGCAACAACAGCGGCAGCGCAAUGACCAGGACAUGGACGUGGACGACGAAGAGGGAGACGACACAGAGAUGCAGGAAGAUGACACUAGGACAAGUACAGCCUUAUCGCGCAUUGGAGAGAUCCCACAAAGCCAGGUCGUCUUGCACGAAGACAAGAAGUACUAUCCGACAGCCGAGGAGGUUUAUGGCGAGGGUGUCGAGGCAUUGGUCGAGGAGGAGGAUACUCAGCCAUUGACAGAACCGAUCGUCCAACCGAUCAAAACCAAGAAGUUCCAGCUCGAGGAAAAGGACUUGCCACUGACACGAUUCCGCAAGCAAUAUAUGUAUGAUCUUAUGGCAUUCCCUCCCCGUGUCCGCAACGUCGCUAUUGUCGGCCAUCUCCACCAUGGAAAGUCAUCAAUUAUGGAUAUGCUUGUGAACGAGACCCACGAGAAGAACAUGAACGUCGACAUUCAGGAACGAUACACGGAUACUCACCCUCUGGAGCGCGCAAGAGGCGUCAGCAUCAAAAGCAUGCCUAUGACUCUUGUUAUGCAGGACACCAAGGACGUCUCAUAUCUGCUCAACAUUAUUGAUACUCCAGGUCACGUUGAUUUCAUUGACGAAGUCUCUGCAGCUCUUCGCAUUUCAGAUGGAGCUGUUCUGGUGGUGGAUGCUAUCGAGGGUGUGAUGUGUAACACGGAGCGCAUUAUCAGGCACUGCAUUCAGGAGAAAGUUGCGCUCACAAUGGUUGUCAAUAAGGUCGACCGAUUGAUUUUGGAGCUUAAACUCCCUCCCACGGACGCCUAUUUCAAGCUGAAGCACACGAUCGAGGAAGUCAACACCAUUAUUUCACAGACACCUGGAGGAGAAGGGAUUCGACUUUCACCUGAACUCGGCAACGUCAGUUUUGCGUCGUCGCAGAUGGGAUGGUGCUUCACUUUGAGGUCAUUCGCAAAGCUCUAUGCCGAGUCCUAUUCCGGCAUUGAUGUGGAGGGAUUUGCUAAGCGCCUGUGGGGCGAUGUCUACUUCAAUAGCGAGUCGAGGAAGUUUGGACGUCGUGCACAAGAUGUACGCACAAAGCGCUCAUUUGUUCAUUUCAUCCUCGAGCCACUGUUCAAGAUUUAUGGUCAGGUUGUGGCAGAGGAUGCUGCAGCACUCAAGUCAACGCUCUCGAGUCUGGGCAUCUAUUUGAAGCCCAAGCAGUACAGUAUGGAUGUUAAGCCUGUGAUGAAGUUGGUCUUGGAUCAGUUCUUUGGACCGCCUACUGGAUUUGUCGAUAUGGUCUCUCAGCACAUCAGGUCUCCCACGGAGAGUGCAACGCAAAAAGUUGAACAUGUGUAUACAGGACCCAUGGAUGACGACAUUGCUGCAGCCAUGAAGGCCUGCGAUCCCAAUGGACCUUUGAUGAUUCACAUCACCAAGCUCUACAACUCUGCGGACGGAGAGAAAUUUGAUGCUUUUGGUCGUAUCAUGAGUGGCACUGUCAGGGCUGGUCAGCGGGUCCGCGUUCUCGGUGAAGGGUACACGAUGGACGAUGAUGAGGAUAUGACAGUCCAGACUGUGGAGAGCGUUAGCAUCUUUGAGUCGCGUUACAGGAUUGAGGCUCAGACAGUGGUUGCCGGUAACUGGGUUUUGCUUGGAGGCGUGGACCAGUCGAUCACCAAGACGGCUACCAUCACCAGUGCGGAUCUUUCGGAGGAUCUGUAUACUUUCAGGCCGCUGCGGUUCAUGACGUCGCCUGUGAUGAAAAUUGCAAUCGAGCCAGUCAACCCUUCAGAGCUGCCCAAAAUGCUGGAGGGAUUAAGAAAUGUCAACAAGUCGUAUCCGAUUUUGCAAACGAGGGUCGAGGAGAGUGGAGAACAUAUUGUUCUGGCGCCUGGAGAACUGUACAUGGAUUCUGCGCUUCACGAUCUUCGAAAGCUGUAUUCUGAGAUCGAUCUCAAGGUUGCGGAUCCCGUCGUCAGGUUCUGCGAAACAGUGCUGGAGACCAGCAGUCUCAAGUGCUUUGCCGAAACACCCAACAAGAAAAACAAGCUGACGAUGAUUGCAGAGCCCUUGGAGAAGAAAAUCGUGGACGAUAUCGAGGGACUGAAAGUGUCAACGGAAUGGACAGCACGACAGCUCGGAAACUACUUUCAGCAGAACUAUGACUGGGAUAUUCUCGCCGCACGUAAUAUCUGGGCGUUUGGACCCGACAUGAACGGACCUAAUAUCCUUGUCGAUGACACAUUACCAAGCGAGGUCGACAAGGGUCGUCUGAAGCAGGUCAAGGACGCCAUUCGUCAGGGAUUCCAGUGGGGAACAAGGGAGGGUCCCCUGUGCGAUGAACCGAUCCGAAGCGUUAAAUUUAGAAUCAUCGGAGCAGAUCUGGCCACAGAACCGAUCUAUCGCGGAAGUGGACAGAUUAUUCCCACAGCCCGUCGUGUGUGCUAUUCAUCCUUCCUGAUGGCCAGCCCCCGGUUGAUGGAGCCUGUGUAUUCGGUCGAGGUUCAGGCGCCUGCAGACUGCGUCGCUGCCGUGUAUACUGUCUUGGCACGCCGUCGUGGCCAUGUUUUGAAGGAUAUCCCCAAGGCUGGUUCUCCUCUCUCCACGGUCUAUGCUGUCAUCCCUGUGAUCGAGUCGUUUGGGUUCGAGACCGAUCUUCGCACACAUACACAGGGACAGGCGUUUGCCCAGCAAAUGUUUGACCAUUGGCAGAACGUGCCAGGUGAUCCAUUGAACAAGAGCAUUGUCCUCCGGCCGCUUGAGCCCAGCCCUAUCCAGCACCUGGCUAGAGAUUUCAUGAUCAAGACGCGUAGACGCAAGGGUCUGAGCGAGGAUGUAUCAGUGAACAAGUUCUUUGAUCAGGACAUGUUGUUGAACCUCGCCCAGCUGGACUCUGAGGGGUUUGGAUUCAAUCUUUAG